CUAUAUAGAAAAAAUUUCUAUAGGAAUGAAAUCCUCUAAAAUUGUUAUGAAUUUCCUUUAAAUAAAAAGGGGCCUAAGCUUGCGGAAAAGAAUGGCUUCUGCUGAGCGCAGCAAGAAGCUUCGAAUCCUUUUCAUCCCGUUCUUCGCCACAAGCCACAUCGGCCCCUUCACCGACCUCGCCGUCCGCCUCGCCGCGGCCAGGCCGGACAUCGUCGAGCCGACCAUUGCCGUGACCCCGGCCAAUGUCUCGGUCGUCCGAUCAGCCGUCAAGCGGCACGGCUCCGUGGCGAGCAGCAUGGUCAGCAUCGCCAAGUAUCCGUUCCCGGAUGUGGCUGGCCUCUCUCCGGGCGUCGAGAACCUCUCCACCGCCGGCGACGAAGGGUGGCGCAUCGACAACGCCGCCUUCAACGAGGCACUGACACGGCCGCCGCAGGAGGCGGUCAUCAGGGAGCAGUCCCCCGACGUCCUCAUCACGGACUCCCACUUCUCCUGGAUCGUCUACAUCGCCGAGGGCCUCGGCAUGGCGUGCUUCCGAUUCUGCGUCAUCGGUUUCUUCUCCAUCCUCGCCAUGCGCCUCCUCGCCGGCGCCGCUGCCGACGCGAACGGCUCCGAUUCGGAGUCGCUCACCGCCGCGGGGUUUCCGGGGCCGAAGCUGCAGAUCCCGAGGUCCGAGGUGCCGGACUUCUUGACCCGCCAACAGAAUUUCGACAAGUUUGACAUGCGCAAGUUGCAACAGUCGCAAGACAGGUGCCAUGGCAUCGUCGUCAACUCGUUCUUGUUCCUGGACAAGCCAUACUGUGAGAAGUUCGUGUGCAACGGCUUCGCGAAGCGCGGCUACCAUGUCGGCCCACUCUGCCUUCCGAAGCCACCGGCCGUAGGCAACGUCGGCGAGCCGUCGUGCAUCAGCUGGUUGGACUCGAAGCCGAGCCGGUCGGUGGUGUACAUAUGCUUCGGCACAUUUGCUCCCGUCUCGGAGGAGCAGCUCCAUGAGCUGGCUCUCGGGCUGGAAGCCUCCGGCAAGCCGUUCCUUUGGGCGGUCAGGGCGGCUGACGGGUGGGCGCCACCGGCGGGGUGGGAGGAGCGUGUCGGUGACAGGGGAUUGCUCGUCAGAGAUUGGGUCCCGCAGACGGCGAUACUUGCCCACUCGGCGACGGCGGCGUUCUUGACGCACUGCGGCUGGAACUCGAUGUUAGAGGGUGCGACGGCUGGUGUCCCGUUGCUGACAUGGCCGCUGGUGUUCGAGCAGUUCAUCACGGAAAGGUUCGUCACGGACGUCCUGCGGAUUGGCGAGAGGGUGUGGGACGGGCCCCGUAGCGUGCGGUACGAAGAGAAGGCGGUGGUGCCGGCGGCGGCGGUGGCGCGAGCCGUGGCGAGGUUCUUGGAGCCUGGAGGGACAGGGGACGCGGCGAGGAUCAGAGCGCAGGAGCUCGCCGCGGAGGCUCACGCGGCCGUGGCCGAAGGCGGCUCGUCGUACGACGAUCUGCGCAGGCUCAUCGACGAUAUGGUAGAAGCAAGGGCGGCCGCCGGCGGGGUUGCACCGGCACGGCAACCUCAGUAGUCUAUUAAUUUCGCUCCGUUGCCAUGAGCGAUGCACUACUCCUGCAGGGACUUCAGAAGUGUUGUUCUUGUCACUUGUGACUGUGAGAAGCGUUUAUUCAGAGUGCAUGCAAACCGCAGUCUUCAGUUGAUCAGCUCCAACGAAGAUCUGCACCUGCAAUAUAUAUUGGCUUAAUUUGGCCUUGUUCUAAUUUGAAAUUAAAGCUUUUAAGUUGCAUCUGAUAUCUGUCGUUGCCUUCAGAGGUUUCUAAUAUUUCCCUUCUGAAAAUUUCAUCUU
Molecule: messenger RNA, 1834 nt
Organism: Oryza sativa Japonica Group (Japanese rice)
Lineage: Eukaryota; Viridiplantae; Streptophyta; Magnoliopsida; Poales; Poaceae
Product: scopoletin glucosyltransferase
Molecular function (GO): UDP-glucosyltransferase activity
Source: RefSeq, a predicted model, not a curated record